Didymosphaeria variabile is the source of this 1260-nucleotide messenger RNA. RefSeq names its product sporulation-induced protein. The coding region runs from base 1 to 1260 and encodes 419 amino acids. Gene Ontology annotation, cellular component: cytoplasm. The transcript is spliced from 5 exons. Gene Ontology annotation, molecular function: protein serine/threonine phosphatase activity. Gene Ontology annotation, biological process: peptidyl-serine dephosphorylation; G1/S transition of mitotic cell cycle. Lineage: Eukaryota; Fungi; Ascomycota; Dothideomycetes; Pleosporales; Didymosphaeriaceae. The record is from RefSeq and is a predicted model, not a curated record.
AUGGGGAAAGAUAGCGAUGUGCCGCAACCCGGUCCCGCGCGCCUUUCGAAAGGCGCGGGGCCGGACGAGUGGUUAGAGCAGGCCAAACAGUGCAAAUACCUGCCGGAGGCCGAGAUGAAGCGCCUCUGUGAGAUUGUCAAAGAGUGUCUUAUGGAGGAAUCCAAUAUCCAGCCUGUCCGGACACCCGUAACAGUGUGCGGUGAUAUCCACGGUCAGUUCUAUGACCUUCUCGAGUUGUUCCGCGUUGCUGGUGGCAUGCCUAGCGACGCCCCGACCGCGCCAGUUGCUCCCGCCAUACCUCCGACCAUAAAGCCCGAAGAUAUCGAGCCGCCAACUACGAUAAAAGACCCUAGAGCUAAAAGGAAAAUGAAGAGGAGGUUCCAGAGCGAUGAAAGAUAUACUGGCCCAAGUAGUCCCAAUGAGGGUGGAGAUCUGGAGGAGGAGGAGGAGGAAGAGGAGGAGGAGGAACGCGGCCGGAGUAGGAGUAUCACUGGCCGAAGAAGUACAGAGGAAGAAUCAGCUGCGCCCAAUGUCCCCGCAGGUAACGGGCAACAGAACUUCAUUUUCCUAGGUGACUUCGUAGACCGAGGUUAUUUCAGUUUGGAGACGUUCACGCUGCUGAUGUGCUUGAAAGCCAAAUUCCCUGACCGAGUCACGCUUGUGCGCGGAAACCACGAGUCCAGACAAAUCACUCAAGUCUACGGUUUCUACGAGGAGUGUCAAACGAAGUAUGGCAAUGCAUCCGUGUGGAAAGCCUGUUGUCAAGUGUUUGAUUUCCUUGCUCUGGCGGCCAUUGUAGAUGGCAAGGUUCUCUGCGUCCACGGAGGGCUCAGUCCUGAAAUCCGAACGCUGGAUCAAAUUCGCGUUGUCGCGAGAGCGCAGGAGAUCCCGCACGAGGGCGCCUUCUGCGAUCUAGUUUGGAGCGACCCGGAAGAAGUCGACACCUGGGCGGUCUCCCCAAGAGGAGCUGGAUGGCUUUUCGGCGACAAGGUUUCAUCAGAGUUCAACCAUGUGAACGGAUUACGACUUAUCGCUCGAGCGCAUCAGCUUGUUAACGAGGGCUACAAGUACCAUUUCAAAGACAAAGAUGUUGUCACCGUCUGGUCCGCACCAAACUACUGCUACCGCUGCGGCAAUGUUGCCUCCAUUAUGAACCUAGGCGAAGAUCUCAAACCCGAAUUCCAGAUAUUCAGCGCUGUACCUGACCAUCGACGCGCUGUACCAGCAGGACGGGGUACCCGCGGUGAAUAUUUCCUUUGA